AUGGUGGCAUCCGUUAUCUCUCCCGAGGCGACAAAAUUUCUCAUGAUAUCAUUUCCUGCCACGCGCCGCAAGAAAGCGCCUUGGUGGGACAACUCUGAUUACCAUAACUUUCUCGAUGAGACAAGAGCAUAUCUAGAGAUAGCUAAGAAGAAGCUGAAUGCUGACGAGUACCUGGCCGUCAUGGCUAAACAGAGGAACGAUGAUAGCCCAUCUCCCUUCCAAGCAAUUGGUCUACGACCAAUUUGGCUCACUAAUGCUCCCAGGUGUAAAACUUAUCUGGGCAAGACCAAGUUUUCAGGGAGGGUAUCGCGUGCCGAUGUUGCCGUUGUAGCUGCCAGUCUUCUUUCACGAAAUGAUACUUCAGGCUGGUUUGAUCUCAUAGAUGGCAACGAUGAUAUUGAAUCCGCUGUAGAUAUUGCGGUACAAUAUAACUUGAAUUCCAUCGAUAUGGAAGAUCUUGAGCAGAUUCAUCGUGAAGCAAGAUAG
Botrytis byssoidea is the source of this 486-nucleotide messenger RNA. RefSeq lists its product as uncharacterized. The coding region runs from base 1 to 486 and encodes 161 amino acids. The record is from RefSeq and is a predicted model, not a curated record. NCBI's taxonomy places the organism in Eukaryota, Fungi, Ascomycota, Leotiomycetes, Helotiales, Sclerotiniaceae. The transcript has a single exon.